AAAUCAUACAGCUCGAGCACAGAGCGCAUGGGGAUAUCGUCGUCCUCGAUAUAGAGGAGAACAUGGAUGAGGGCAAGACGUACGCUUUCUUCCAAUGGGCGAGUCGACUGCCAGAAGGCGCCCAGCCGAGGUUCAUAAUGAAAGCCGACCAGGAUACCUUCCUCAUACUACCAAACGUGCUCGCCUCCUUCUCCGAAUUGUCGUGCUCCGAACUCGUCUACUGGGGCACAUGGUGGGGCUCUUGCAUGCACUGCUACCCGCUCUACAUGCGCGGGCUCGCCUACGCCCUCUCCUGGCCGCUCGUAGCUUGGCUGGGCUCGGCCUCCCUCUCCGGGAUCUCGACAAAGGGGAUCGAGGAUAUUCGCACCGCGGGGUGGUUUGCCUCUUUACCGGAUGGAGCGCCCGUCAAGGUGGUGGAUAUGAAAACGAGGAUGGGGGACUGGUAUGGAGGUACCAUACCACAUGAUGUGCAUACUGUGGCAUUGCAUGCUAUGAAGAACACCGAGUUCUGGAUCGAGGUCGCUCAGGAGAUGGUGGGGAUAUGGAAAACCGCUGGGUGGGAGUAUACCUGGCCUCCUUCUACUGAAGAGUGAAGUGCAGAGCACCCAAAGUGCUUUCCACUCGAACGGCUGUACGACUGCCGAUAUCUUACUGUGGAUUCCCUGUCGAGCACUUGUAUUUUAAUACACG
Messenger RNA from Dacryopinax primogenitus, 690 nucleotides. RefSeq lists its product as uncharacterized. The record is from RefSeq and is a predicted model, not a curated record. Gene Ontology annotation, molecular function: hexosyltransferase activity. The transcript has 3 exons. NCBI's taxonomy places the organism in Eukaryota, Fungi, Basidiomycota, Dacrymycetes, Dacrymycetales, Dacrymycetaceae. The coding region runs from base 63 to 593 and encodes 176 amino acids. Gene Ontology annotation, cellular component: membrane.